Messenger RNA from Callorhinus ursinus (northern fur seal), 1070 nucleotides. RefSeq lists its product as uncharacterized. The record is from RefSeq and is a predicted model, not a curated record. Lineage: Eukaryota; Metazoa; Chordata; Mammalia; Carnivora; Otariidae.
CCGACGUGUGCAGAAGUCCCUCUCCUCCAGGUACUAGCUCUCUAUUUCCGUGGAGAGAUUUCAGACUGAGGGACAGAGCGGCAACUGCCCUAUAGCCCUGCAGGUCUUCAGGUCUGUGGUUGUAGGCAUCAACCCAGACAAGAGAAGAAAAGACCUGCAGGAUCAGUGCAGGACAGGCAAAGGAGGGAGAAUCUCAACAUGGAAAAGAUCUACAAAGAAAACGAACAAGAGCCAGAGAACGAAGGAACCCUAGAAAAUGAGGGAAAGCCAGAAGAAGAAGUUGAUACAGAAGAUGAAGGAAAAUCAGAGGAGGAAGAAAAGCUGGAAGUGGAGGAGAAGCCAGGGUAUGAGGGAAAGCUCCAGAAUGAGGGGCAGCCAGAUGACGAAGGACAACCAGAAGAUGAGGGAAAGCAAGAAAAGCAGGGCAAGUCCAAAGAUGAGGGAAAACCACAUGGUGAGGGCAAGCCAGAAUCCCUGGCAAAGCCUGAGGGUGAGCCACGGGCUGCUGAAAAGCGCCCGGCUGAAGAUUACGUGCCCAGGAAAGCAAAAAGAAAAACAGACAGGGGGACGGACGAUUCCCCCAAGGACUAUCAGGAGGACUUACAGGAAAGGCACUUGGGCAGUGAGGAGAUGAUGAGAGAAUGUGGAGAUAUGUCAAGGGCUCAGGAGGAGCUAAGAAAAAAACAGAAAAUGGGUGGUUUUCAUUGGAUGCAAAGAGAUGUUCAGGAUCCGUUUGCCCCAAGGGGGCAACGGGGUGUCAGGGGAAUGAGGGGCGGAGGUAGGGGCCAGAAGGACUUAGAAGAUGUUCCAUAUCUUUAAUGCCUUUGGCCUUCAAUUCUGAUCUCUCUGAUGGGAAUAUUGCCAACCUUGCUUUCCCUGGCAGGCAUUUGCCAGGCUAUGUGCUUUAACCUUAUGCUGAUACUUUGCUUUAGGUGUCACUCUCGGUUACCAGCAGCAUUUUGACCCAACUGCAGCACUCUGUCUUUCAGUAGGGGACUUUCACCCAUGUGCAUGGAAGAGAGAUGUUGAUGGUACAUUGUAAAAUAUUAAUAAAAAAAGUUUUCAGAACU